CCGCCUCGGCAGCGGAAGUUCCGGUGUCGGGGAGCGGAGGUGAGAGGUCAGCAGGAAGUCGAUACGUGGCCGCUGCCUGUCCCCGCCGAGGAGGCGCAGCAGCCGGAGAUGGCGGCCGUGCUGAACGCCGAGCGACUGGAGGUGUCGGUCGACGGCCUCACGCUGAGCCCGGAUCCCGAGGAGCGGCCGGGCGCCGAGGGAGCCCCGCUGCUGCCGCCGCCGCUGCCGCCACCCUCGCCCCCGGGGGCCGGACGGGGCCGGAGCUCCGCGGGGCCGCAGCCCGAGCCCGGGGAGGCGGCGGCGGGGGGCGCGGCCGAGGAGGCGCGGCGGCUGGAGCAGCGCUGGGGCUUCGGCCUGGAGGAGCUCUACGGCCUGGCACUGCGCUUCUUCAAAGAGAAAGAUGGCAAAGCCUUUCAUCCAACUUAUGAAGAAAAACUGAAGCUUGUGGCACUGCAUAAGCAGGUUCUCAUGGGCCCAUAUAGUCCAGACACUUGUCCUGAGGUUGGAUUCUUUGAUGUGUUGGGGAAUGACAGGAGGAGAGAAUGGGCAGCCCUGGGAAACAUGUCUAAAGAGGAUGCCAUGGUAGAGUUUGUGAAGCUCUUAAAUAGGUGUUGCCAUCUCUUUUCAACAUAUGUUGCAUCCCACAAAAUAGAAAAAGAAGAACAAGAAAAGAAAAGAAAGGAGGAAGAGGAGCGAAGGCGCCGUGAAGAGGAAGAACGCGAACGCCUUCAGAAGGAGGAGGAGAAACGUAGGUGUGAAGAGGAGGAGAGGCUUAGAAGGGAGGAAGAAGAGAGGAGGCGAAUAGAGGAAGAGAGGCUUCGGUUGGAACAGCAGAAGCAGCAGAUAAUGGCAGCUUUAAACUCCCAGACUGCCGUGCAAUUCCAGCAGUAUGCAGCGCAGCAGUAUCCAGGGAACUACGAACAACAGCAGAUUCUCAUCCGUCAGCUGCAGGAGCAGCAUUAUCAGCAGUAUAUGCAACAGUUGUAUCAAGUCCAACUUGCCCAGCAACAGGCAGCAUUACAGAAGCAGCAAGAAGUAGCCGUGGCUGGGGCUUCUUUGCCUACAUCAUCAAAAAUGAAUGUGACUGCAGCAGGUGAUAGGAAGUCAAUUAAUGGACAGGCCAAAACCCACACUGACAACUCUGAAAAAGAGCUUGAGCCAGAAGCUGCAGAAGAGGCCUUGGAAAAUGGACCAAAAGAAUCUCUUCCAGUGAUUGCAGCUCCGUCCAUGUGGACAAGACCACAGAUCAAAGACUUUAAAGAAAAGAUUCGACAGGAUGCGGAUUCUGUGAUUACAGUAGGCCGAGGAGAAGUAGUCACCGUCCGAGUCCCUACCCACGAAGAAGGAUCAUAUCUCUUUUGGGAAUUUGCUACAGACAGUUAUGACAUUGGGUUUGGGGUUUAUUUUGAAUGGACGGAUUCUCCAAAUACUGCUGUCAGUGUACAUGUCAGCGAGUCCAGCGAUGACGAUGAGGAGGAGGAAGAAAAUGUCACUUGUGAAGAGAAAGCCAAAAAGAAUGCCAACAAACCUCUGCUGGAUGAGAUUGUGCCUGUGUACCGGCGGGACUGUCAUGAGGAAGUGUAUGCAGGCAGCCACCAGUAUCCAGGGAGAGGAGUCUAUCUCCUCAAGUUUGAUAAUUCCUACUCCUUGUGGAGGUCCAAGUCAGUCUACUACAGAGUCUAUUAUACUAGAUAAAGAUGAUGUUACAGAGUCUGGAGUCUAGGCUUGGGCAGAAGAUGGCAUUUAAUUUCUUUUGACUUUUGUGGCACAUUGGAGUCAGUGUUUACCCUAUUGAUUUUGGUCUGAUGGUUUAUGAACUCUUGCUGGGAAUCACAAUUUCCUUGAGACUCUUUAGCAUUAAUGCUUUGGGGUUAAAAGCAAUUCCUCAGACUCAUCUAGCCUUUGGGUGCUGACCAGCAGAGCCACUAGUGGAUACUGGAGUUACAUGAGCUGCGUGUUAAAUAUUCACAAUCUCCAAAAUAAAACAUCUCAGCGUUGACCCAAUCUGGCUGAUGGUUAGUCCAUUUCUGCCUGCUCCAUGUGUUCUGCCAGAGCUCAUAGCUACAGUGCUCUCUGAUUGGAAAUGCUUCUGUCCAUAGUCUAUAUCAGAUGCAGCUGGCUUUGAUUGAAGAUCACCAUUUUUGAAACCUAAAAACUCAAGACUUCACAGAUUAUAGUAGAGAAAGAAAUGGCCUCAACUUGAUCUUAUCUGAGUAGCCCAGGUUAUUUUUGCUUUUGGUAUAGCUGUUUAGUUCAGAGUUAUGUUACAGAGAAUUAUUUUCUGAGAGAAUUUCAGACUGUUCAAUCUCAGUAGAUGAUUUAAAGUAUGAAGAUGUACGCAGCACCUCCGCAUUCUUCUUAGCAGGUUCCUCACACUCUCAGGCCCUUCUUUCCAUCUGCCAUCCACACAACCAGUAACAAAACAGAAUUAGUUAUUUUUGUUUUAAUAUAGCUCUGGAGCAUCUCUAAUUGAAAUUGUUCUUGGCACAAGGCUUACAGUUAGGGGUUCUGUAAACUCAAAUUGGCACCUACUGAAUUGAAUAUGCAAAAUCACUUAAAUAUAACUCACUGUUUGAGGAGUAACAUUGCACCAAUAGAAAAUCACUGCCAGAGACAGUCCUUCUUUUCAUUUGUUACUGAGACACAAACCCCACACAUUCCCAGUUUGGAAUUACAUAUUAAAGACAUUUGGUGAUACAUAUGCUUAAAUUUUAUAGCUUUAAUAUGUAUUAUGUCUUACUGAUGGGAAAAGGUACAUUUUUGGUUUUCUUACUGAAAACAUCCACGUUUAUUGCUUCAAAUUUGUGUGUGUGGUAAGUCUAGAAAUUGUAUUCAGAAGGAAGGGUGGUAUAGAUAGAAAAUGACAGGGACAGUAUAUACUUAAUGUUUUAUGUUGUUACUGAAAAAGUUGUUCCCAUCACAAAUCACUUCAGAUAGGGUUCCAUUGGUUAGCUGCACUGUGUACAGUUCACUACAUUAAGGCUCUUUCAAGUUUGUCAUGGGCCGAAUUUCUGUCUUUUUAAGACCUGGUUUUAUACAUAUCUAACUCUGUUCUCUUUUGGUUGUUCAGAAACUAGAUUAUUUUCUCCUAAGCAGUACUUAAUUUGUGUUUUUGAAUUUUGGUUCAGAAGUAGUCUGAUGUCUAUACUGUUAUAUCUAGAGUAUCAUUCGACUGCCUCACAACUCUCCUGUACAUAUGGUAUAGAAACCGCAGAGUUAGGCUUUUUUUUUUUUUAAUGAGAAAAAUACUGUAUUUAAAAUGUAAAAUAAACUUUUAAAAAGCAGGCACUAAUAUAUAUUUCUUUCAGCCUUUGGUUACAAAUUUGUCCUUGCAUAUGUUAAGAUAAAUUAUCUUCUAAAAAUACUGUUCUUGGGAACAGUGUAUGUUACUUGACAUAGCAGUUCCUGUCACGUGUUCAUGUUAAACACUUUUGGUUUUAAACUUUUUUAUUGCCUUUGGCUGUUAAUUAGUACCAUACAAGUGCGAUUUCAAAAAAGAUCUUGAAAGUAAUAUAUUUAAUCAAUUAAAACGUUUAUCUGUAA
This is a messenger RNA of Nannospalax galili (Upper Galilee mountains blind mole rat), 3543 nucleotides long. It is a transcript of the gene Acbd3, whose product is annotated as acyl-CoA binding domain containing 3. NCBI's taxonomy places the organism in Eukaryota, Metazoa, Chordata, Mammalia, Rodentia, Spalacidae. Bases 109 to 1695 code for a protein of 528 amino acids. Gene Ontology annotation, molecular function: fatty-acyl-CoA binding. The transcript has 8 exons. Gene Ontology annotation, cellular component: Golgi membrane. The record is from RefSeq and is a predicted model, not a curated record.